Lasiosphaeria miniovina is the source of this 2040-nucleotide messenger RNA. RefSeq lists its product as uncharacterized. The record is from RefSeq and is a predicted model, not a curated record. The coding region runs from base 1 to 2040 and encodes 679 amino acids. Lineage: Eukaryota; Fungi; Ascomycota; Sordariomycetes; Sordariales; Lasiosphaeriaceae. The transcript has a single exon.
AUGACCACGAAAUCUUCCUUCCUUCCUCGCUUCUCGCGUAGCGACAUUCCCGUCCUCCCUUUCCACAACCCGCCAGGCUCUCCGAUUCGCAAGAAGCCCAGCGAGUAUGACUUGUCCGAUCUCUCUCCCCGCCCUGAAGAACCUCUCCUAACCCCUAAGCCGCCAUCCCGGGGCCCAGGUUCCUCGUCGCGCUAUCGCAGCGCGUCUCCUUCGGCAGGACUCAGCGACAACGUGAGCAGUGCCGGAUCCUCCUCUAAGAUGAGGCCACGGGUCCUGUUCGCGGGCCCGCCUCCUCCAAUCGCGGCGUCACGGGUGUUCUACCGAGACGAGGAGGACAGGGCCGCUUCAGCUGCGCCCCGUAACCUCGAGGCCUCGUCCUUUGCCCGCAACGUCAACAGCGUCCUUUUCGAUAGGAGCUCGUCCGUACGCACCAGGGGCCAGGCACAAGAAUACGAGCCCGAUGCUAUCUGGCGGAACCUGCAGCGUCGCGAAAACGCCCUCCAGAAGGAGCUCCAGUACCUCCUUGACGCGCAGUCGGCGGGUCUGGCCGUGAAUCUGGACCCGCACGGCGCUCCACCGUCGAGCGCACGCUCCAACGCGAGCGAUGCGGGGAGCAGCACACCCACGGGGUCCCUCUACACUGACGGCUCCACCGCGCGCCGAUCACACAUCCUUGUCGAGCAGCCCACGCGCGCGACUCCGGCCGGCGAGAUAAUCCCCGUGCGACAGCCGCGUAAGAAACCCCUUGGCUUGCGGGCGGCACGCACGGGACUGGCUCGGAACAUUGCAUUGCUGGCAGACCUCAAAACCGAAGAGGAUGUGAACCUGGCAGCUGCGUUGAGCACGCGCAAGAAGGCGCUCUCACAGUUGCGCAGGCUCUCAGCCAAAAAGGAAGGGAUCGCGGAAGAGCUGCGCAUCCUAGAAUCGGACGACGAGGAGCCCUUGGCCCGGGAGCUGCGCGAGUUGGGUGAUCAGCACGGAAGCGUCACGACCGAGAUCGCCGAGCUGGAGGAGCGGCUCGUGGGCCUGCGUAAUAGGAAGCGGUGGCUUGAUGGCAGGAUCCUGGACGUCAGGAACCGCCGCGAGGCGGGCCUGAGCGGCUACAAGGGCGCCCUGAAGGAGGUUGACAGCAAACUGUUGGCCAUGUUGAAGAGACCGCCCGUCAAGCCGCUCGAUAUUGAGGCUAUCGCCGGGCCACAGGAUCACGGGACCGAGGACGGCAGCAAGAACGGCGAUCAAGACGCGGGGAUGCAGUCGCCUGGAGGAACCGAGUUUUUGCGCAUGCGCCCCGAACGGCGGACGGUCGAGAUGGCCAAGGAGUGGUGGGAGAGCGAGGUAGCCCUCCUCGAGCGGCGCAAGGGCGACGUAGACAAGGAACGAAGCGCACUAGAGGAAGGCGUCGAGGUUUGGAGAGGCGCUAUCAAGCUUGUCGCAGACUUUGAAGCCGAUCUCCGGAGCGAGAUGACAGUCAACGGCCACGACGGCGGCGGCGGCGGCGGAAGCAAGGGCAAGAUGCAUGCACCAACCCCGGAGCAAGCGAUGUUUGCCCAGCUUGACAAGAUGGCUACAGUUAUGACGGCACUUGAUGAGCGAUUGCAUCUGGCCGAAGAAAAGGGCUGGAACCUCCUAAUCUGUGCCAUUGGCGCCGAGCUCGAGGCAUUUAGAGAAGCAGACACCAUGCUGCGCGAUGCGCUGCGGGCUGCUGGAUAUAACAUCGACCACGACAGCGGCGGCGACGUUGAUGAACACGAUGAACUCGACACGCUUACGCCUCAGUUAGGAGUCUCUGCCAGCGUGAGGACCUCGGUCUCACGGCUCGGCGGAAUCUCUCCUCAGCGAGGCGUUUCGGGUUCCGGAGGCAAUAUCACUACGCUUGUAGACGUCGAACACGAAGACAAGAACGUAGAGAGCGACAACGAAGUACCGGCGGACCUUCUUGUGACCCUGCCACAGGAUCAUGACAGUCCAACGCUGAGUAGGGAAGACAGCGAGAACGAAGUGCCGCCCGAGUUUCUGGCGCAGCAUCACGACGAUCUCUAG